UAACUCUUUCAUAACUAUCACUUACCUAAAAUCUUCAGCCCCACCCUGCAUUUUAGCAGAAUCAUUUUGUUCCCUACAAUGCCAUUCCCAAUGCUUCCUCUUCUCUCCCUUCUUGUACUCUCAUCUAUGAUUUAUUCUGGUUCUGCUCAGGGACCACCUUCACCUGGCUACUACCCCAGUUCCAAAAUUACUCCUAUUAGCUUCAAUCAAGGCUUUAAAAACCUUUGGGGACCUCAGCAUCAGAGAAUAGACCAAGGCUCUCUGACAAUAUGGCUAGACACUAGCUCAGGGAGUGGAUUCAAGUCACUUCACUCUUACAACUCUGGUUACUUUGGUGCUGCAAUUAAGCUUCAUCCUGGUUACACUGCAGGAGUCAUUACAUCUCUCUACCUUUCAAACAACCAAGACCACCCCGGAAACCACGAUGAAAUUGACAUAGAGUUCCUCGGUACCACGCCAGACAAACCAUAUGUCUUGCAGACAAAUGUAUACAUCAGGGGAAGUGGAGAUGGGAACAUCAUAGGAAGAGAGAUGAGGUUUCAUCUCUGGUUUGACCCAACACAGGAUUUUCACAACUACGCAGUUCUAUGGAAACCCUCUGAGUUAAUAUUUUUUGUGGAUGAUGUCCCAAUAAGAAGGUAUCCAAGGAAAAGUGAGGCCACAUACCCUACAAGGCCAAUGUAUGUGUAUGGGUCAAUCUGGGAUGCAUCUUCUUGGGCAACAGAGGGUGGAAAAUACAAAGCUGAUUACAGAUACCAACCCUUCAUUGGUAGGUACAAAAACUUCAAACUCCAAGGUUGCACUAGUGAAAGCUCUCCCUCAUGCCACCCACCUUCUGCAUCUCCUUCUGGUUUUGGAAGUCUGAGUCCUCAGCAGUUCAGGGCCAUGCAAUGGGUCCAAAACAACUACAUGGUGUACAACUACUGCCAUGAUCCUAGGAGAGACCACAAUCUGAUCCCAGAAUGCUAAGCCCAAGUUGUUUGUUCAUGUUGGUGUGUCUCAAUUCUAAGUUACCCUUUAUAUACACAUACUUAAAAAUUGAAACUUUGAAACGGUGUUGUGUUGGGAGUGGUUUUUGUGAUGGUCCCAUUGCUAAGUGUAAUUGCAAGAGUAGUUGAACGUCCAAGCCACUCUAAUGAUUGGAAUGUUUUGUUGUGUUGUGUCAUUGUGGUGUUGUAGUAAUGUUUUGGGUCCUAUAAUAUUGGUGUUGAAAUAAAUAUAAAUUGAUAAGAAUGCUUUUCUGAUA
This is a messenger RNA of Vigna unguiculata (cowpea), 1246 nucleotides long. Its product is annotated as xyloglucan endotransglucosylase/hydrolase protein 31. Gene Ontology annotation, biological process: xyloglucan metabolic process; cell wall biogenesis. Gene Ontology annotation, molecular function: xyloglucan:xyloglucosyl transferase activity; hydrolase activity, hydrolyzing O-glycosyl compounds. Lineage: Eukaryota; Viridiplantae; Streptophyta; Magnoliopsida; Fabales; Fabaceae. The record is from RefSeq and is a predicted model, not a curated record. Gene Ontology annotation, cellular component: apoplast; cell wall.